AUGUGGUGUAUAGCUGCAAAUCGGUCAGUCCUGACAGCACUUGAUCAAAAUACGACACUUCCCGAUCAUGAAAGAAGUAAUUGUACAGCAACAACAAAUGAUAUUGAUAAGAUGGAUAUAAUUCAAUUUGCUGAUGGUUGGUAUUCUUAUCCUGAUCUUAAUACAUUUGACAGUGAUUUACUUCUUGCUACACUUACACUUCGAAAUAUCAAACCAUUAAAAGCAAUAUCUCCAUGGAAUACUAAACUAGCAAAUCCUACUGGACUACCUCUAACUGAGAUCGCAACACGUCAAUUAGAAGCAUUGUUCAAUUUAUCACAAUUACUUUUUGGCUUAGCUCGAGCCGAACAAACAAAUUAUACAUUUCGUGAUUUACAAUUAAGUCAACCAGCAAGACGAUUUCGUGAAGCAGGAUUUAAUAAAUUCCCGAAUAGUAAUAAAUCUAUUGAUUUCUUUGCUGUUUUUCAACUUCUUGUCAAUGAUAUACUCAAAUCAGGUGCUAUUGACAUUGUUUAUAUGAUGUACAAAGAUCCUCGUAUUCGCUGUGUUAAACAAAAAUCUCUUGAUUUAUUAACAAAUGUAACAACAAUAAAUGAAGUUGGAUAUUUUAUUCUUGAUCGUUAUACACAUUUUCUUAUUCAACUUAUUCAAGGUAUUCGUGAUGGACAUUUAAUUGAAGAAAAAAUUCCAUCAUUAUCUGUUCUUAUACGUUUAUGUAAAGUUAUUGUUGAAAAAAAUCUUCUUAGUUAUUAUCAACAUUUAAUUGAUAUGCAAUUUAUUGAUAUAUUAAUUGAUCUUUUUGAAUAUCAACAAUAUAAAUCCAAUGAUUCUAUUGUUUAUUUUAUUAAAUUUGAAUCACUUGCACUUCAAUGUCUAUAUAUCACGUUACAAUGUGCUGAACAUGUUGAUAUGUGGUCAGAAAAAGCUCAAAUUCAACUAGUGAAUUAUUGUUGUACACUUUUAUACAAAUCAAUAUUGGAUGAUGAUAAAGAUGAUAGUUCACGACAAAUAGAAAUCAAUCAUAUAAUUUAUGCUGAACAACAUGGUAUAAUUCAUUCAUUAUGUUAUAGUAUAUUAACAUUUUUAAGUAUUGUUCGAUGUCGAAAAGAAAUUGGAAGAUUUUAUCGUGAAAAUGAACAUUUUCGAGAAUUACUUAAUGCUAUGAGACAUAAAUAUAAUUCUCAAAAUGAAUAUUCAUCUCGUAAUUCAUCAAUUUCCUGUGCACUUAAUCAACUUGUGAAUAGUAUGUUUGAUCGACAGGAACGAAAAAAACGUAGACAUUAUCAUCAAUUAAUUACGAAAGAUUAUCCACGUCAUCAAAAUCAAGAUGAAAAUCGACAAUAUCGAAAAUGUUCAAAUUCUUUAUGUCAAAUGAUUGAAAAUGAUCUUAUAAAAUUUGAAGAUUGUCCUUAUUGUCAUAAAUUAUCAUAUUGUAGUCAAUACUGUCAAGAAGUUCAUUGGACAUUAAAUCAUCAUUUAUCGUGUCGAUCUGUUAAUUCUGAUAGAAAGAAAGCAGAAUCAACUGUACUGGUACUUUUACACGACAUGCAAGGCUUAUCGAUUGAAAUAAACAGAACAAAUACAACUUAUGAUAAUAACAGCAAAGGAAAAAAUGCAAUUGGCACAUUACGUAAACUAUUAAACACGAGAAACGCUUAG
Molecule: messenger RNA, 1659 nt
Organism: Rotaria sp. Silwood1
Lineage: Eukaryota; Metazoa; Rotifera; Eurotatoria; Philodinida; Philodinidae
Source: the annotation of a GenBank genome assembly